Molecule: messenger RNA, 777 nt
Organism: Pseudomassariella vexata
Lineage: Eukaryota; Fungi; Ascomycota; Sordariomycetes; Amphisphaeriales; Pseudomassariaceae
Product: thioredoxin-like protein
Exons: 2
Coding region: 1-777 (258 amino acids)
Biological process (GO): protein folding
Cellular component (GO): cytoplasm
Source: RefSeq, a predicted model, not a curated record
AUGGCGGCACCAGCAGAGCAGCGCAUAGCUGUACCCAUCGACGACCCGAACGCAGAUACAGAAUGGAAUGACAUUUUGCGCAAACAUGGCGUUAUCCCCGAGAAGCCUCCCUCUCCUACACCCAUGAUUGAAGAAGCUAUUCUAGAGGGCCGCCGCAUAGCACACGAGAACAGAUUGGAGGGGAAGGACAUAGAUGAGCUUGACGAGCUGCAGGACCUGGAGGACGACGCUUUCCUCGAGUCAUACAGACAGAAGCGAAUGCAAGAACUCAACUUGUUGUCCAAGAAAUCGAUACAUGGCACCGUCUAUCCUAUAUCAAAACCCGAAUACCAGCGGGAAGUCACCGAGGCAUCUAACAAUGGACCGGUUUUUGUCAACCUGACAUCGUCGAUGGCCACCAACGUGGAAUCCAGAGUAUUGACCGAGCUUUGGAAGCAAGCAGCGCAGGAAUAUGGCGACAUCAAGUUCUGUGAAAUACGGGCCGAGAAGGCCAUUGAGAACUACCCGGACCGCAAUUGUCCAACCAUCCUUGUGUACAAAAAUGGCGACAUUGUCAAACAAAUUGUCACUCUUGUCACUAUAGGAGGUGUGCGGGUAAGCAUGCUUGAAAUCGACAACCUCCUUGUUGAAGUCGGUGCGGUGGGCGAGAAAGAUAUGAGGGUCAUCAAGAGAAAACGAGAUGCCGAGGACGCCAAAGAAGAGCAGGCGAUGGGCAAAGGUAUCAAGAGUGGAAAUUUGAAGCACGCCACCGUGGGCGACGAUGAUGACUGGGAAUGA